Messenger RNA from Talaromyces stipitatus ATCC 10500, 480 nucleotides. RefSeq lists its product as uncharacterized. NCBI's taxonomy places the organism in Eukaryota, Fungi, Ascomycota, Eurotiomycetes, Eurotiales, Trichocomaceae. The coding region runs from base 1 to 480 and encodes 159 amino acids. The record is from RefSeq and is a predicted model, not a curated record. The transcript is spliced from 2 exons.
AUGGCAUCUUCACAUUCAAGCAGAAUCUCUUCCUUGAUCAAGGAAUUAUCCGCCGUUGAACAACAAUCCAACGGCUCGAUCUACGAGAAUGAGGAACUUCGCACGGAUGCCGCGCAUCUAGUUCGGAAACUGGCUGUGGCUCUGGAAAGACCGCAUGAAGCAAUUGGCAAAGCGAUGAAGUCGAGUUAUUCGAGUUGGUUGCUGGGAGAGGGUGUGUUGCAAGAUACGGAUUGUCACCUCAAUCCUGCUCUGGUGGACUGGCAUAUGAUGGUGCUACACUCUGGUAUGAUGAGAACGGUCGGGCGGUGGAGGAUGGUAUUUGAGAAAGCCGGGCCCAAGUUGGUCAAGAACUGGACACCUCCGGGAGAUGGAGACGGCAUUGUAGAAGCUGUUCGUGAGGGGCCGCAUGGAGACGUAGAAUUUGUAGAGAAAAAGGAAUCCGAAACAGAGACUUCUGUGGAAAAAAAAAAAACUUCUUGA